AUGAAACUCAAGGGCCUAUUGAUGACUACAUGCGGAUCAUGCAACUCGCCCAACUCCGCGCCACCAACGAAGGCCAGCUUGUCCACUUCGCGACGGCCUCUCCUUCAAGACUCCCCCCCUCAUUCCACUCGGGCCCGUUGUCGCAUCGCUCACUCUCUUCUUCUGCGCGACCAGUUUUGGAACUAGAACUGCCUCUCUGUCCUCCAGGGAACCUGAGAACCCGAACUGCCAUUUGAUCUGAUCUGCUCGAUUGUUGUUGACCACCGUUGCGGAUCCCUCGCGGAUCUUCAUGUGAACGACCCUGUUUGCUUACCAACCAGACCCUGUCUUGGCUAGUUAUAGUUAUCCCAUCCCAUUGUUUUUCCCUGUUUUCCCUCCCCGAGUGUAUACAAUCCCAUCCCUACCUUUACUGCUGUGUUUGUUCCGCCGGAUCCAAGAUGCGCUCCGCGGCCAAAUUCUUCCAUUUGGCAAUAUUUGCCUUGUCGCGGCUUGCCAAUGCCGAGACGGGCCUGCACCAUAACCAGGACAAAUGUGCUAUUGACCCCUCCGCCAUGGUGUCCGACGCCUGCGUCUCUUACGCCACCAUCGACCAACUGAACGACCAAGUCUACACUCUCCUCCAAUCCAUCACGCAAGAAACCGACUUCUUCUCCUACUACCGCCUCAACCUCUUCAACAAAGUCUGCCCCUUCUGGUCCGAUGCGAAUAGCAUGUGCGGGAACAUCGCGUGCUCGGUGAACACAAUCGACUCCGAAGAAGACAUCCCGUUAACGUGGCGCGCGGAGGAGCUGAGUAAACUCGAGGGCCCCAAGGCGGGCCACCCGGGGCGCAAAGCACAGGAGGAGCGGCCCAACCACCGGCCACUCCAGGGCAUGUUGGGAGAGAACGUCGGGGAGAGCUGUGUGUUUGAAUACGACGACGAAUGUGACGAGCGGGAUUACUGUGUCCCCGAGGACGAGGGGGCGAGCAGCAAGGGUGACUAUGUCAGUCUCGUGGACAACCCGGAAAGGUUUACGGGGUACGCUGGCAUGGGAUCCCGCCAGGUCUGGGACUCGAUCUACCGUGAGAACUGCUUUCUCAAGCCGUCCCCGGGACUGUCACCUGCCCCCCCGUUGGGCGGUAUUCAGGCUGUCCAUGACUUCCGCAACGUGCUCCAGCAGGAGUUGAAACGCCCGGACCUACUUGAUCUGGAUAACGAGUGUUUGGAGAAGCGAGUGUUCCAUCGCGUGAUCAGUGGAAUGCACGCCUCUAUCUCCACCCAUCUCUGCUGGGAUUACCUCAACCAGACUACGGGACAGUGGCAUCCCAACCUGCAAUGCUUCAAGGACCGGCUGCACGAUCACCCGGAGCGGAUUUCCAACCUGUACUUCAACUACGCGCUGGUCUCCCGGGCUGUCGCGAAACUGCAGAAGCACCUCCAGGGCUACAACUACUGUACCAGUGACCCCGUGCAAGAUGCUGACACCAGGAGCAAGAUGUCCCAGUUGACCUCGACUUUGACCGAGCGGCAACAGAUCUUCGACGAACACCUGAUGUUCCAGGACCCCAGCGCGAUUGGGCUGAAAGAGGACUUCCGCAACCGCUUCCGCAACGUCAGCCGGCUGAUGGACUGCGUGGGAUGCGAUAAGUGUCGCCUGUGGGGUAAGCUCCAGGUUAACGGAUACGGCACCGCCUUGAAGGUGCUGUUUGAGUACGACGAGACCAAGAACGGCGAAAACCCGUUGCUGCGCCGCACCGAACUGGUGGCGCUGAUCAACACCCUUGGUCGCAUCUCCCAUAGCAUCGCCGCCGUCCGGAGCUUCCACCGCGCCAUGGAUGUGGGCGACGGGGAGGUCUUCACGAUCCCGGCCAGCAUUGCGCCCAAGGAACGCGGGCCCGGCAGCCCGAAGAAAACGCGACGCCUCCUGAAGGACGGCGGGUCGACGUUCUACUACGACGACGAGGACGAGGACAACUUCGUCUAUAUUACUGAAGAGCUCCCGUGGGAACGGGUGCGGAUCCGCCGCGAGACCGACACGGCCUGGGACGACAUGACGGCCGAACUGUCCCUGAUCUGGGACACCUUCGCCUACGUGGUGAAGAGCUGGAUCAACGCGCCCAAGACGAUCUUCGAGAUUAGCGUCCUGGAAAUUUCCCGGGUGUGGAACUACUGGCUGGGACUGCCUGUGCCACCCCGGUCGUGGCGGAUCCAGCUCCCCAAGCGCCCCAGUCCCCCGCGUCACGAAGAGCUGUAAAUGGUGCGGGUGUGAAGUGGCAGGGGUCCUUUGCAUGUAUAGACAGAUAGCUAGCAUUGUCGAGGAUAUUUCUUUUUCCGUUCAGGGUUGGGUCGGCGUUAAGAGAUGCAUCUCGGGAGUUCAUUUGGAUGGCUUGGGCCGCUGUACAUUAUGGGGGGAGCGAUGCGGUGGAGAUUUUUUGAAACAUGAUAUCCCUCUCAAUUGUUAAUUUUUC
Messenger RNA from Aspergillus heteromorphus CBS 117.55, 2448 nucleotides. Its product is annotated as ER oxidoreductin. The record is from RefSeq and is a predicted model, not a curated record. The coding region runs from base 438 to 2234 and encodes 598 amino acids. The transcript has 3 exons. Gene Ontology annotation, molecular function: thiol oxidase activity; FAD binding; protein-disulfide reductase activity. Gene Ontology annotation, biological process: protein folding in endoplasmic reticulum. Gene Ontology annotation, cellular component: endoplasmic reticulum; endoplasmic reticulum membrane. Lineage: Eukaryota; Fungi; Ascomycota; Eurotiomycetes; Eurotiales; Aspergillaceae.